Amaranthus tricolor (Joseph's coat) is the source of this 1006-nucleotide messenger RNA. RefSeq lists its product as uncharacterized. NCBI's taxonomy places the organism in Eukaryota, Viridiplantae, Streptophyta, Magnoliopsida, Caryophyllales, Amaranthaceae. The record is from RefSeq and is a predicted model, not a curated record. Bases 152 to 673 code for a protein of 173 amino acids. Gene Ontology annotation, biological process: mitochondrial respiratory chain complex I assembly. Gene Ontology annotation, cellular component: mitochondrial inner membrane. The transcript has 5 exons.
CAACCCAUAAAAAGUUGCAUAACCCGACCUGCCCUAGACUCACCGGACCACACCGUUAAACACUUUAUAGACGACAUUAACAAAAGACGACGGCGACAAAAAUAAAAGCCGAACAAAAGGAAAUUUAAAGGGAGAGGAGGAAGGAAAAAACAUGGCGCUGAGGCAGAUUAUAGCAGGGGAGACUCUACCAUCCCUCUUGAAAGGCCUUACCAAGGAUCUCUCCAAACCUUCUAUUGCACGUCAACCUUUGCCUUCACUCCGACGAACUUUCUCGCUCUAUGAUCAAAUCAAUCUCAUCGAUAAUGUGCCGGAAGAUCAACUCCGCUUUCAAGAGUUUGAUGAAACUGGAUUUAAGGUUAAUGGAGUCAAGUAUGAAGGUAGCUUGCUUUGUGUUGGUAAUUUGUUGAUGUCAUGGAGUCCUAAGAAGUUUACUGACAUUACUCCUCAAAGCCUGUCCAUCUUCCAAAUUCUUCGGCCUAUACCAGAAAUUUUAAUUAUUGGAUGUGGAAGGCACAUUCAACCAGUAAAUUUUGAACUUCGGAGCUAUGUUCGUUCUAUGGGCAUGAAAAUAGAAGCAGUUGACUCGCGCAACGCUGCCUCUACGUACAACAUUUUGAACGAGGAAGGUAGAAUAGUUGCAGCAGCUCUCCUCCCAUAUGGCGAGUCCUCAUAAUCGAAGUAUACGAUCAUCUGAGCAAUAUCAAAGUUUUCAGCUAAUUAUUGCCUGCUUUUGAUGCUGCCUUGAACUUUCCAAGUUUGGUGCUUUUCUUUUGUAGUUGGUGUGCUUUAUGCAAGAUCACGGGUUAGAACAAGUUAAAAAAAAUACUCGAGAGAAAGCUGAAGCUGCUUAUCAUUUCUCGCGGAAGUUGUCUAUGUCUUGUACAUUUGCAUAUUUGGUCUGUUGAGUCGAUAUCGUUCAUGCAGAAUUCGAUCUGCACAAAACUAUGGAUGUCAACCUAAAUGCUUUAGAAUUCAGAUGAUUAAUCAAUCUGAGAAUUACCUCUCU